UACAAGCCCGAGAUCACCCCAUACUCCAGCCUCUUAAUCACUCCUCCCAAAGCUCCAUUCAUUGGCCCUGCCGCACUGGGUCUGCUGGGCACUACUUCCUCUCAGCUGCUGAACUGCUGCCUUGGGUAGGGAUCCUGGGGCCUUUGUCUGACUGGGCUGGGCAGGGUGGAAUGGGGGUUCUGGUGGUGCUGUUGGGGAUGCUGAGCAUCCAGGAGGUGGCUCUGAGGGGCUCCCCUGCCCUCCAUUGGGACAGCACCUCCUGCCACUUGGCCAGGCCCAUCCCCGGCAGCUUCUUGGGGUCCCUGAGCUUCCUGGGCAAGGAUGCGCAUGGACUGGCCCUGUUCCACGCCCACUGGGAUGAGCAGGGGAGGCUGCAGGAGUGUAGCCGGCAGGAUGAGCCGGCGCUCACGGCAGCCUUCAGUGCCCUCUGUGCUGGUGAGAUCACCCGGGGCUCCUUCAUCCACACCCCUGGACCUGAGCUGCAGAGAGCCCUGGCCACCCUUCAGAGUCAGUGGGAGACCUGCCGGGGGCCUGAGGAGAGUCCACCAGGGGCCAGGCAGAAGCGAGCAGCAGGGCAGAGUGGAGCGCCUGUCGUGGGGCACCAGCGGGUGAAGAGAGGCUGGACCAUGCCUGGCACGCUGUGGUGUGGAGUUGGGGACUCUGCCAGGAACUCCUCAGAGCUGGGGGUCUUCCAGGGCCUUGAUCUCUGCUGCCGGGAACACGACGGCUGCCCACAGACUGUCUCGCCCUUUCAGUACAACUAUGGCAUCCGAAACUAUCGAUUCCACACCAUCUCCCACUGCAACUGUGAUGCCAGGUUCCAGCAAUGCCUUCAGAAUCAGCGAGACUCCAUCUCUGACGUUGUGGGCGUGGCCUUCUUUAACGUGCUGGAAACGCCCUGCUUCGUUCUGGAGGAGCAGGAGGCGUGUGUGGCAUGGUACUGGUGGGGUGGGUGUAGAACAUAUGGCUCCCUACCCGUCGCCCGCCUCCAGCCCAGGACCCUCUACAAUGCCUCCUGGAGCUCCCCAGCCACCCAGCUGACUCCCAGCCCCCAGAACCCAGCUCCCAGCAAGCGUCCAUGGAAGCAGCACCCUCGGAAGCGGCCACCACAGUGGAAAGAGUCCAAAAACCCCAGCAAAGCCAACACCACAGCCCUCCAGGGCCCCAUGACCUCCCCUAGGCCUGAUAUGGCCCCCACUGGGGGCCCCCAUCCAGGCCUCCAGGGGCCAUGGGGUGGCCUAAAACCUCAGGGUGCCCGCCGGGCCUGCCGCAGCUUCCGCCGCCUAGAACAGUGUGAGCACCAGAUCAGGCCUCAAGAGACCAAGUUCCAGCUGCUCAAUAGUGCCCACGAGCCCCUCUUCCACUGCAAUUGCACACGCCGUCUGGCACGUUUCCUGAGACUCCACAGCCCACUCGCUGGCACCCACAUGCUUUGGGAGUUGCUGGGCACGACCUGCUUCAAGCUGGUCCCUCCACUGGACUGCGCUGAGGGCAAAGGCUGUUCUAGAGACCCUAAGGCCAUCAAGGUCUCAGCUCGGCACUUGCGGCGACUUCAGCAGAGGCGACUCCAGCUCCAGGGUGCAGGCACAGAAGAGGCACCGGCAUGGCUUUCAGAGCACCCAAGGGCCCCCACAUCAUUCUAUGACCGAUGCCUGCAGCUGAUGCAGGCAGCCCGAGGACCUGGGGGGCAGCAGAAAUCUUGGAACCAGUGACCUCAGUUCCAGCUCUCCUGGGCAGCAGACUGGACCUUGCCCUUGGCUUUGCCAGGCCCUCAGGUUGGCCUCUUUUCAGUGUGUUAGACUGAAGCUUGGCACAGGCUCUGUGGACAGCCAGGACACUGGAUGGGGAAGGCAGGGGAGCAAGACCCAAUGCUGGACCAUGUCUCCUGCUGCGCUGGUUGAUCUUGGGCUGGUGACACAACCCCCUCUGUGCUUGGAUGUGGUGUCCAGGAGGCUCAUUCUGAUCCCCUGGGCUUAGGCCUUGCCAAGGAACUUCACAUCCAGAUGGGAGCGGGGAGGGGGUAGCUUACUGCAGCAGCCCAGCAGAAGUACCAGAAGGAGGUACACGUAUCUCCAUGUUGCAAAAUUAAUACAUGUCUCAAGGACCUGCCCAGGGGAGUCCCAGCGCCUGCCUGCUGAGGCUUGGGGCAGCAGGUGGGGAAUGAGGAUGUCACAGAAGUGCCGAUGUCUGGAUCUAGGAUGGAGGGGCACUAGAGGGGCUCCCCACUCCCCUCCUCCCGGGGGAUUCCUUCUCUUAACAGCUGCUGUGCCCUUCCUGGCCCAUUUUUUUCUGCUCUAAACCUAAAUUCUAAUCUCUCCCGUGCCUUUGAGCAGGGGACCUCCCUCUCCCACUCUGAGCCCUAGUUUCCUGCUCUGAAAAAUGAGCGUGUAAACAGGAUCUACCUCAUAGGGUUCUUGAGGAUUACGUGAACCAACACACGGAUAACGCUUAGCACCCAAUAAACGUUUCCUCCCUCCAACACACAGCUAAACUGUGCUAGGCACCUGAUUUUGAGAGGCUCACAUAACCUCUUGGAGGCCUCAGUUUGCUCACCUGUGAAAUGGGUCUAAGAAUGGCACUGAACUCAACACCACAACUCAGGGUCACGGUACAAAUUAAA
This is a messenger RNA of Equus quagga, 2620 nucleotides long. It is a transcript of the gene PLA2G3, whose product is annotated as phospholipase A2 group III. NCBI's taxonomy places the organism in Eukaryota, Metazoa, Chordata, Mammalia, Perissodactyla, Equidae. Gene Ontology annotation, molecular function: A2-type glycerophospholipase activity. Gene Ontology annotation, biological process: arachidonate secretion; phospholipid metabolic process. The transcript has 7 exons. The record is from RefSeq and is a predicted model, not a curated record. Bases 171 to 1712 code for a protein of 513 amino acids.